This is a messenger RNA of Entamoeba nuttalli P19, 1740 nucleotides long. Its product is annotated as WD domain, G-beta repeat-containing protein. The annotation marks the transcript as partial. Gene Ontology annotation, cellular component: elongator holoenzyme complex. The transcript has a single exon. Gene Ontology annotation, molecular function: protein binding. The record is from RefSeq and is a predicted model, not a curated record. Gene Ontology annotation, biological process: tRNA wobble uridine modification. NCBI's taxonomy places the organism in Eukaryota, Evosea, Mastigamoebida, Endamoebidae.
AUGGCAGAGUUUCUAUCAUUGGGACCAAACAUUCAAUGUAACUUGAAAUUUAGUAAAGAUGGUAAGAAAUAUUUCUUUGGAAAUGCACAUGUUGUUGGUGUUGUUAAUGUUGAAAGUAGUUGUAUUACAAGUAUUAUUGAUUUUAAACAAACAGUACGUUCAAUAGAAGUUAUUAAUGAUACAACCAUUGCUGUUGGAACAGAAAGAGGAAUAGUUGAAUUAUAUGACUUAGAACAAGAUAAAAAAACAAGAGUUAUUUCUAUAGGAGAAUAUCCUAUCAUUAACAUAAAGAAUUAUGAAAAUUAUUUACUUAUAUCAUCACCACUAAGAGUGUUAUUAAUUACUCUUGAAGGUAAAAUCAUUGAAGAUAUCUCAAGUAAGAUUCUUAUUGAAACAGCAACUCUUCUUGGUAAUCAAAAAAAUGAACUUCCCUCAAUUGCUUAUGCUCUUACUGAUGCUGCUGGUACUUUAGUUAUUAAACAAGGAACAAAUGAAAAAAGAAUUCCAGGAAAUAAAACAUGGGUAACUUCAUUAUGUCAAAGUGAUGAUUUAACACGAGUAUUUGUAGGAACUGAUUCAGGUAAAGUUUAUGUUCAUCAAUACCCAUCAUUAGAAGUUGAAUCUGUUGUUUCUGUUAGUGAUUUAAGAAUUAGUGGUAUAUCAUGCCAUGGAAAUACUACAUUUAUUGCUUCUUCAAUUGAUUGUUCGAUUCAAUUCUUCCAAUUAAGUGAUUUAUGGUUAUCAACAGUGCGACUUGGUGGAGUUGGAGAUGAAAGGUAUAUUCGUUUUUCUUUUAAUGAAAAGAACAGAAUUCUUAUUGCAUUAACUAAUAUGUGUCAUCUUCAUGGAUGGAAAUUAGAUAGUUCUUAUACUAUUCCAACUCAAAUUGUUCUUCCAACUGGACAUUCUCAAGCAGUUUCUUCUGUUGAACUUUAUCCAUUACCAACAAUACCAUCUAAUCUUGCCAUUAUAUCUUCUUCACUUGACUAUACUAUAAGACUUUUUGUUAAGAAUGUUAAUCCAGAUAACAAAACACAAGAACGUUGGGUAGAAAUUGCAAGACCAUUAGUGCAUGGAUAUCCUUUAUCACAAGCUGUAUUAAUUAAUAAUCCUAUUCGUGUUCUGACUAGUAGUAUUGAAGAAAAGCCAGUCAGAAUAUUGGAGGCAUCAAAGUAUUUUAUUGAGUCAUUAAGAUAUAUCACAAGAUCAACCCUUUCUGAAAAAGAUAUGAUUUAUUAUGAGAAAUCACCAAUUGGAGCCAAUCACCAACCACUUUCAUUAACAAAUUGUCCACUAAGAGAACAUACUGGAAGUAGUAGACAGUCUCAAGUUCAAUCACCUACAAAAUUACAAUUUGAUAUAAAAACAUUAGUCAUUCCUGAUAGUGAUGAACUACCUGUAGAAGAUGACAUUACUGUUGCUAGUGUUCCUAAAGUCUAUAUGACUGCACCUCCUGAAGAAGAACUACAUUAUCAUACACUUUGGCCUGAAACAAAUAAAUUACUUGACCAACAAAGUGAAGUAACACACAUUGCUGUAAGUAAAGAUGAACAACAUAUUGUUACUGGUGGAUUAUAUCUUAAACCAAGUAAAUUUACUAGCCAACCAGUACCAGCUAAGACUUUAUAUUUAUGGGAAAAAAGUGGAGAGACAUACAAAGUAGUUGAUUCCUUUUUACCAUUUGGUGAAGAAGAUGAAAUUCAAUGUUUAGUAUUUGAAGAAGGAAUUUUUGCUGUAGGU